AUGGUUUGGGGAUGUAUCUCAUAUGGCGGGGUUAUAAGAAUUGUUUUUAUUGAAGAAACAAUGACAGCUGCAGUGUAUAAGCAACUUUUAGCCAAUAACUUAAGACAAUCUGCUCGUGAAAUGGGUCUUGAGGAAUUUAUCUUAAUGCAAGAUAAUGAUCCUAAGCAUACCUCAAGACUUGUUUCCAACUGGUUAGAUGAAAAAGAUAUUCAAGUUUUAGAUUUACCACCACAGAGUCUAGAUUUAAACCUUAUUGAGGCAGUCUAG
Molecule: messenger RNA, 267 nt
Organism: Hepatospora eriocheir
Lineage: Eukaryota; Fungi; Microsporidia; Hepatosporidae
Source: the annotation of a GenBank genome assembly